Molecule: messenger RNA, 1019 nt
Organism: Limulus polyphemus (Atlantic horseshoe crab)
Lineage: Eukaryota; Metazoa; Arthropoda; Merostomata; Xiphosura; Limulidae
Gene: mRpL9
Product: 39S ribosomal protein L9, mitochondrial-like
Exons: 8
Coding region: 170-937 (255 amino acids)
Biological process (GO): translation
Cellular component (GO): mitochondrion; ribosome
Molecular function (GO): structural constituent of ribosome
Source: RefSeq, a predicted model, not a curated record
CAUAGUCCUCACAUGGCGAAAGAGUUAUCGUAAUUUAGUUCCUUUACUUUUUAAGAGUGCGAUAGGCCUAAAGGCAUUUUGUUCUGCAGAUAAUUUUUUAGUUAUCAUAAUUUUAAAUGAAAAUUAAUGAGUCACUGCGAUUUAUAUAACACAUAGGUAGCUAAUAACAAUGCUGCGAACAUUUGUAAAUACAUGCAUGUUACCGAGCAAGAUCAGAUCAUGUCCCAUCUAUCAGCAGAUAAGGAACACAUUUGUUUUGAAUCGAAGAUAUCCCAUCAUAUUUUCGAAGAAAGGGGGCCGCCCAAAACGAUUUAAGCAAAAACAUUAUGUAUAUGACCUUGUUGAAAAUACUGAGUGUAGGAAACAAGGAAACAUUAAACUUAUCUUGACACAGUUUGUUGAAGGUUUAGGAGACAGGGGAGAAGUAGUCAGUGUAAAGCCUCUUUAUGGACGUCAACAAUUGUUGCUGCCUGGCCUAGCAGUAUAUGCUUCCCCAGAAAAUCUGGAAUUCGGAGGCAAAAAAUCAGAAAAACCCACAUACAGCUCACAUUUUGCAAGCAAGACAAUUGGCUAUCUGUCAACUCGUUUAGUGUCAGUGUCGAUGAAUAGAGAAAAUCCUUGGACUUUAGAGCCGUGGCAUAUCCGUGUGGCCUUUCGGAAAGUUGGUAUUAUUGUCCCAGAAGAAGCUAUAGAACUACCCAUACAACCAAUUUCAGGACCUGAUAUGGACAAGGAAGAUAAGGAGUUCGCUGUUUUUAUCACUAUCAAUAAAACCGAAAGAGUCCCAGUACGGUGCAAGAUUCAUCACUGGAGCCCUAACUAUCUGGAGAGGAAUGAUGUUGGGGAGUAUUGGAAGCCAUCAGAACCAAUCUUACCUGAACAGGCCACUUUACUGAGUGAGAUGCCAAGAUUUGAUAAAUCAAAAGACUCCACUUAGUGUUAUAAGUACAGAAGUACUUUUUUUUUUGUGAGUUUAUUUAAUAUGCUUUAGAGUUAAUAAAUAUAAGGUUAUGAUGUCA